Mycosarcoma maydis (corn smut) is the source of this 405-nucleotide messenger RNA. RefSeq lists its product as uncharacterized. The transcript has a single exon. The record is from RefSeq and is a predicted model, not a curated record. The coding region runs from base 1 to 405 and encodes 134 amino acids. Lineage: Eukaryota; Fungi; Basidiomycota; Ustilaginomycetes; Ustilaginales.
AUGCUGUCUACAACAACUGCUCGGAUUUCUCGUGUCGGCCUGUCAGCUCGAACGCGACCGCUGACACGAACGCUGUACACUACACCUCGUAUACUCUCUGCACGACCUGACACAGUGUCGGGCCUGCGCGAGGACCGAUCUCACGGUCCGACCCCGGGCGCUCAUCCAUCACCAGAGAUCAACGUUGCGCGAACACGCUCGACGCUUCGCGUCCUCGUACCCUCAGUAGCGCUCAUGGUCGGAUUCAUCGGCUGGUGGUUCCUCGGCCACAACGACCGUGAUCACCGCAAAGAUACCAUCGACGUCGGCCCCGACGGUUUCAACAAGUUGAAAGGCAGCAAAGCUCGUGCUGCUCAACAGCUCAAGGACGGCAUCAGGAACAGCGAUGGCAGUCUGAACGCCUAA